UGAGCAGAGAAUGAUCUUGUUCUGGAUACUCAUGUGGUCAGUGUUAGGUGUGAGUAGGUCAAAACCUGCAUCGCCUCAUAUACUAUUUAUAGUAACAGAUGACUUGGGAUGGAACGAUGUAGGCUUCCACAACCCGGAUAUAAUAAGCCCAAAUAUAGACGCUCUAGCUAGGAAAGGAACCAUCCUAAACAACAGCUAUGUCCAACCUCUUUGUUCACCUUCCCGAGCAGCAAUCAUGACAGGCGUGUUUCCCUAUCGUUACGGCCUGUCGCAUAUGGUCAUAACUGACCGGCAGGACGUGUGUGUACCGACCAAUAUGACCAUGUUCCCAAAGAUCCUCAAAGCACACGGCUACUCAACACACAUGAUUGGAAAGUGGCAUAUGGGAUUCUGUAAAUGGGAUUGUACACCAACCUACCGAGGGUUCGACACCUUCUACGGUUUUUACAGCCCUGCAAUAGACUACUACACCAAACAAAUAGACAACGGGUUUGACUUUCGAGAUAAUGAAAACGUGGACAAAGCAGUGGUUGGUGGCUACAUGACAGAUCAGCUUGCCGAUCGUGUGAAUAAAAUUAUCAAUGAAAAUAAUCCGGAUAAUCCUCUCUUCAUGUUUAUAGCUUUCAACAGCGUCCACGAUCCUCUACAGGUGCCUCAGCCUUACCUAGAUAAAUACCCUAACAUUCGAGACAAAAACAGACGGUUUAUAUCAGGAAUGGUGACGUCACUAGAUGAUAAUAUUGGUCGGAUUACAAAAACCUUGAAGGACAAGGGAAUGUUUAAUGAUACAAUCAUCGUGUUUACCUCAGACAACGGCGGCUGGACGUACUUCGGCGGCAACAACUGGCCCCUCAGAGGGGGCAAGCUGACCAUCUUUGAGGGCGGCACCAGAGUGCCCGCGUUUGUCCAUGCUCCGAUGUUAAAGGAAGGAAAGGGGAAAAUUUAUAACGGAAUGAUCCACGCCGUUGAUUGGUUCCCCACUUUACUCAAGGCUGCUGGGAUUGCUAGCCACGAUGAAAAACUUGACGGCGUGGAUCAAUGGGACGCCAUCAAAUCGAUGACGAAAUCAAAGCGGACAGAGUUCGUUUAUAACCUCGAUUACCACCCGUUUCCACUACAAGGUCAAGCGGCUAUCAGACUCAAAGACUACAAGCUGAUUGAAGGAUUUCCUGGGACACACCAGUGCUGGUACCAACCUGACCACCCCUACCAGGGCCCCAACCUCACAUACACCGACUUCUUUUACCCCUCGGAGUGUUUGGUGUCGUGGGUGGAGGGGCAGAAGACUGACAAGUACCUGUUUAAUCUGAAAAGUAAACAUCUUCUUAUACAUUCUUAA
Messenger RNA from Physella acuta, 1339 nucleotides. Its product is annotated as arylsulfatase B-like. Gene Ontology annotation, molecular function: sulfuric ester hydrolase activity. The record is from RefSeq and is a predicted model, not a curated record. NCBI's taxonomy places the organism in Eukaryota, Metazoa, Mollusca, Gastropoda, Physidae.